This is a messenger RNA of Acomys russatus (golden spiny mouse), 1028 nucleotides long. RefSeq names its product nucleolar protein interacting with the FHA domain of MKI67 (gene Nifk). Bases 39 to 1028 code for a protein of 329 amino acids. The record is from RefSeq and is a predicted model, not a curated record. Gene Ontology annotation, cellular component: nucleolus. NCBI's taxonomy places the organism in Eukaryota, Metazoa, Chordata, Mammalia, Rodentia, Muridae. Gene Ontology annotation, molecular function: RNA binding. The transcript is spliced from 7 exons. Gene Ontology annotation, biological process: maturation of LSU-rRNA from tricistronic rRNA transcript (SSU-rRNA, 5.8S rRNA, LSU-rRNA).
UUCCGUCACUUCCGGGAGCUCCGCGUGGACUUGCUUCUAUGGCGUCUUCCGACAUGUCGGUGUUGGCGGGCCCCGCGAAGCCGACUCUGGCGCUGAACCCCCAGGAAGACUCACAGUUUCUGGAGGGUUUGACGCAAAUCCAACGGCGUGCGAAAAGGCAAAAGACAGAAGAAAAACUUACUCCUGGAGUGAUUUUUCUGGGCCACCUACCUUCAACACUUACUGAAAGCCAUAUCCAUGACUACUUUACCCAGUUUGGCACGAUUACCAGAUUCAGAUUGUCCAGAAGUAAACGGACUGGACACAGCAGAGGCUAUGCCUUUUUGGAGUUUGAGUCUGAGGAUGUUGCCAAGAUAGUUGCAGAAACAAUGGAUAACUACCUUUUUGGUGAAAGACUUCUUUCGUGUAAAUUUAUGCCACCAGAAAAAGUCCAUAAAGAACUUUUUAAGGACUGGAAUGUUACAUUUCACCAGCCAUCGUUUCCAGCAGUGAAGCGUUACAAUCAGAAACGAGGACAUCUGCAAAUGUUAAAGAUGGAAUAUCGGUUUAAGAAGAAGGAAAAACUGCUCCGGAAGAAGCUAGCUAAGAAGGGGAUUGAUUAUACUUUCCCUUCAUUGGUCUUACCUAAUCCAAAGAAAGGGACUUCUGAAGGCAUUCCUAACACUCCUGAGGACUCUGAGGUUAACCAGGUUUUGCCUACCUCAAAAGAAAGACUUUCAGGGAUACCUAGGAAAAAGGAGAGGAAGAUGUUGAAGAGAGGAUUUACCAUAAAAAUUUUUAAGAAGCGUAAUAGGUCUAAGAAAAAGAGGUUCGUGGACGUACAGGGUCCCACGCCACUUUGUUCACCAGCAUUUUUGGAAAGACGGAAGUCACAGGUGACCAAAGUCAAUGAUGAUAAAGAUAAUGAAAUCGUUUUCAAACAGCCAGUGCCUACAGUGAAAGAAGAGGCCCAAAAGACUCCAGCACCAGCACCUGCAAGCUCCAAGAAAAAAAGAUCAAGAAAAAGAAAAGCAACCAGUAACCCCUAA